Thlaspi arvense is the source of this 1353-nucleotide messenger RNA. The record is from the annotation of a GenBank genome assembly. NCBI's taxonomy places the organism in Eukaryota, Viridiplantae, Streptophyta, Magnoliopsida, Brassicales, Brassicaceae.
AUGGCUAAGAAAGGUAUCCCUGAGUGGCUCAACAGUUCCCUCUGGUCCACAACCUCUUCUCCUUCUCCCGUCGUCGACGAUCGUCCUCUCCGUCAUCCUCCCGCCGCCACUACCGUCGCUCCUUCUCCUCCGAUCGUGGAGCGUCCGCCUCUUUCUCCUUCUCCCUCCGCGAUUUCCACCUCACCAUCUCCGCCUCUUCCGGUUCGUCCUCCUUUCAAAUCUGAGAUCAACGAUUUGCAGAAUGGGAGCGGUAAGGAUGGACCUGGAACCGAAACUCCGGCAGCUGAGGAUAUUUCUCGAAAGACGCAAGUCGUCGCUGAGUUAUCCAAGAAGGUGAUAGACUUGAAGGAAUUGAGGAAAAUUGCUUCCCAAGGUCUACCUGAUGAUGCUGGGAUUCGAUCCCUUGUCUGGAAGCUUUUACUGGGUUAUCUGUCACCGGAUCGUUCCAUGUGGUCUUCUGAGUUAGCUAAGAAAAGGUCGCAGUACAAGCAGUUCAAAGAGGAGCUUCUGAUGAACCCUUCAGAAGUAACGAGGAAAAUAGAUAAAUCAAAGGGUGGUGAUAGCAAUGACCCGAAAAUGGAAAGCCCCAGAGUCCUUUCAAGGUCCGAGAUUACUCAUGAGGAUCAUCCCUUAAGUCUCGGAACAACAAGCUUAUGGAAUAAUUUUUUCAAGGACACAGAAGUCUUGGAACAAAUCGAGCGUGAUGUGAUGCGUACUCAUCCAGACAUGCACUUUUUCUCUGGGGAUUCAGCAGUUGCAAAAUCUAAUCAGGAUGCUUUGAAGAACGUGUUGACUAUCUUCGCAAAGUUGAAUCCUGGCAUCAGAUAUGUACAAGGGAUGAAUGAGAUAUUGGCACCUAUUUUCUACAUCUUUAAAAACGACUCGGAUAAAGGAAAUGCAGCGUAUGCUGAAUCAGAUGCAUUUUUCUGUUUUGUCGAAUUGAUGAGUGGGUUUCGAGAUAAUUUCUGUCAACAACUUGAUAACAGUGUUGUGGGUAUACGUUACACUAUGACAAGACUUUCCAUGCUCUUAAAGCAUCAUGAUGAAGAACUUUGGCGUCAUCUAGAAGUCACAACUAAAAUAAACCCGCAAUUCUAUGCGUUCAGAUGGAUCACACUCCUAUUGACUCAAGAGUUCAACUUCGUGGAAAGCCUUCACAUCUGGGAUACACUCUUAAGCGACCCUGAAGGUCCUCAGGAGACGCUGCUCCGGAUAUGUUGUGCAAUGUUGAUUCUAGUUCGAAGGCGUUUGCUUGCUGGAGAUUUUACAUCGAACCUCAAGCUUCUUCAGAACUAUCCUCCUACAAACAUCAGUCAUAUGCUCUAUGUCGCAGACAAAUUACGCUCUAAAUAG